GACAACGACAUUGUUUCUCUCUUCACGGUCAAGACCACAUUGAAAUGAAUUUUUGUAAUAAGUUUCGAAAUAAAUAAUGAAUUUUAAUUGUUUAAUUAGACUCUAUGAUAAGAUAGCUUCAUCAUUAAUGCUGAAUUCAGCAAAAUUUACAAUCAUUUCGAUAUGACGAAUUUCCUCCAUAUCGAAAAUACAACGGUAUAUAAAGUUGAAAAUUUCAUAGAGAACAUCAGUUUAGUUAUAGCGAAUAAUGACAAUACUUCGAGCAGCAGUUUUAGUUUUGGUACUGCUUGUAGUUACACAAGCGGCUCCAAAACCAACAGAGGAAGGAAACCUAGUUGAUGGAAAACUUAUUGUAACAACUCAAGGAUCUGCAAAAAUUACUGUUGAACAUUCCAACAACGUAACUGGACCAGUUACGGUAAAAAGGCAAGCUACAAAUCAAUCUGUUGUCUUGGAAAAAAGUUCCAAAGAAAGAUUGUCCGAUGAAGUUCUACAAAGAUUAGGGCGGCAAAUAGAAAAUAAGACCCAAGUCAGAGCGGAAAGAGAUACUGAAGAUCCUAAAAAUAUCUCUAUAGAUGCUUUGAUCAAUCAACCGACAGAUCAAAAGGCUACAUUGGAGUUAAGACAAAAACGAGAAUGUGACGAUAAUAAGAACAAAGAAAAAUCAAAGGUGACUUCUAAAUCAAAACGUGACGAUGACACAAUUAAGAAGGAACCUGUAGCAUCUGAAAUAAACGAAAAUAUCACUUUAACACAACAUGAGGCUGUACAAGUCAAAAAUGAAACUGUCGCCAUAGAUGCAGAUAAACCAAAACGUGAAGUUGAAAUAAAAGAUAAAACUACUCCAAAAUCCACAAUUAAUGCUGCUAAAACAAAACGUGAAAAUGAAAAAGCCAUGGAGGCAACAAAUUUUACAGUAGGUGUUGUUAAGCCAAGACGUGAUGUUAAACAAGCAAAAAAUCAAACAGAUAUUGCUGCCUCUAAACCAAAACGUGAUGUUAAACAAUCAAAAAAUCAAACAGAUAUUGCUGCCUCUAAACCAAAACGUGAUGUUAAACAAGCAAAAAAUCAAACAGAUAUUGCUGCCUCUAAACCAAAACGUGAUGUUAAACAAGCAAAAAAUCAAACAGAUAUUGUAGCCGGUAAACCAAAACGUGAAGCUGUGGAAGCCAAAAAUGAAACUGUAGCCAAAUAUGCAGCAAAUCCCACAGAUUAUGCUGCUGCUAAAUCAAAACGCGAAACUGUGGAAGCCAAAAAUAAAACUGCACCUAUGGAUGCAUCACAAUCCAUAAAGAAUGCAGAUCAAAAAUUAAAACGGGAAGCUGAACUAGCCAACAAUGAAUUUGCAACCACUAACGUGCCUCAAAAAACAAAUAUUAUGAAAAUUUCCCCCAGAAAUGCAACAAAGUCAAAACGCGAAAUUGAAACACAAAAAAACGACACUACAUCAGUGAAAGAAGUUUUAAUGACAAAACGUGAAGCUUUAACGCCCAAAAAUGAAACUAAUGUAACUUCAAAAGCCUCAAUUAAUACUACUACUAAACCAACUAAAACUGCAGCUGUAAAUGCUACGGAAGUAACUAAAAAAUCAAAACGGAAUGAUGAUGCGUUAAACACUAAUUUAACGAGAACAGAAAGAAGUGGUAACCAAAGUCACCACCAUCACGUUCACAAAAGAUGCGACAAUGCAAACAUUGAAAGCCAUGAAACCAGAAAACAAAGGUCCGUAAAAGAAAGCGCCUCAAACAUAAAGCCUACAAAUCAAGAUGCGCCUGCCAAGUUGGUCGAUGUUUCGGGAUCAGAUUCGAAUAGAAGUAGAAGGGAUAUUAAUCCUGCACACUGCAGAUGUGGAGUGUUUGCUAAAUCUAAGGUUUCCGUUCACGAAACCCCAUUGCACUCGAAAAUAUUUCCAGUUAUUUGCGAAGGACAAGUAGAGGAAGUACAAAGCGUUUGUUCGAAUUUGUGUAAAAAGGAAUUGGACAUUAAUCAGUAUAAUAACGAGAUGUGCUUAAAUGUUAGCGGACAAAAGAGAAUUUCGCUCAAAAUGUUUAUGAAGCCAUGCAAGGAAAUAGAUGAAUGGAACGACACCAGCUAUUCCUCAUUGCUGUGCUGCAAUAAUCAUAAAGUUGUUACUUGUUGGUCUUAAUUUAUUUGUUUAUUAAUUUUAUGACGACCUGGCUAUGAAUUUGAAUUGUAUUAUAAUUUUUAUAUUUAAUAAAGAUCAUUCAAAAUGAAAUAUU
Messenger RNA from Brassicogethes aeneus, 2240 nucleotides. The record is from the annotation of a GenBank genome assembly. Lineage: Eukaryota; Metazoa; Arthropoda; Insecta; Coleoptera; Nitidulidae.